Lachancea fermentati is the source of this 381-nucleotide messenger RNA. The record is from the annotation of a GenBank genome assembly. NCBI's taxonomy places the organism in Eukaryota, Fungi, Ascomycota, Saccharomycetes, Saccharomycetales, Saccharomycetaceae.
AUGGACAAUAAGCUCGAGUAUCUGCGCAGCGUCGCGGCCCAGAACGACACCUCGGGGCUCAAGCUGAAGCGUAGCUCCUGGAAGCGGCCCAAUCGCCGGCACAAGGCCACCCGGCAGCUGAUGACCGACGAAUGGAAGCGGGUCACCAACGCAAACUCCGACAAGAACAUGCUCACCUAUUUCAAUGUCGAGGCCCCACCAAGCAUAUACCCCGCCAAGAAGUACUGUGAUAUCACGGGCCUCAAGGCAUCCUACAAGGCUCCCGGGAACGGGCUCCGAUUCCAUAAUAGCGAGGUGUACUCGCUCGUGAUCAAACCUAUGGCUCCAGGCGUCGACCAAGAAUACCUCAAGCUGCGUGGUGAUAACGUGGUGUUGAAGUAG